AACCAUCGGCGGGAGGAACUGAUUCAAGCUUCUUUCAUUACCGUUAUUUUAUCGUUAUUUUGGACUAAUUUUAAUUACAAAUAUUAAUUUUAUAUUGCCAAUUAUAUCUAAUCGACCAGAAUGUCAUAAGAAAAGUAUGUGAGCGUUCUUUUACCACCAUUCCUGCUUUGUUUCGAUUUGGGCUUUUCUUCAGCUCCAUCCAGCUGCUUCUGUCACAAACACUGUUUCAUCAGAAUGCAGUCCUCUAAAUUUGUGGUUAAGUGUGGGAAUUUCGCAGUGCUAGUGGAUCUUCACAUACUGCCCUUAGGCAAAGAAGACAAUACCAGCUGGUUCUCUGCAGAGCACAGGAAGGAAGUCGGCUCUCUGAUAAGAGAUGCAUUGGAGCCAAGGGUGAGGCAGUUUCAAGAGGCAAGAUACCAGAAGAUCCAGCCCAAACAGAGGAAAGAUUUCACCCUGACUGCUCCACUCUGUCUUGAAGGUGGGAAUGUUCGUCUGGCGGUGCACUUCAUGAAACGACAUGUCAACUUGAGAUGCAUUGUCAGGCAGCACUACAGAGAGUUGCGUGUGUUUCCUGAGCGUGUUGUAGUGUGUGCCAGUCCUCCAGAGAAUUCUGCACUUCCCAGUGGAAAUCUGAACCUGGAUGUGAGUGAACAAAGCCGAUCGAAGUAUUUUUCUAGCUCUGGCGACACCAUAGAUCCAUUACCCAACUCCACCGCAACAAAAAGAGCUGUCCUUCAGAAGAUUGCCAGGCAGGCUAACGUCCAACCCCGACAACGCCAAGAUAACCAAGAGUCCAGAUCAGACCAAUUGCAAGUGGAUGAAGCACAAAAGGGUUCUUCCGAAACGUGUCAUCCUGUCCUGGUAUUGUUCACUGAUGAGUCAUUGGAGGAAGGGAAAGUUGUGUUGUCGUCUAAAUUAAGUAACGAUAAAGAGGCAACUGAACCGCAUCUUGAUGCUACCGGUCCGAAGAGACGACCACGAACCCCAAGCGGCUCAGGAGAGGAUGUUGACCGCCAAAAGCCAAAAAGAUUGCGUCUUGGAGACCCUGCAGCAUUGAGCGAUUCCAACAAGCUCUCUCGAGACGUUUGCAGUCCCCAGCCUGAGAUUUCACAGACUAACCAAAGCGGGCUGGCCACAAGUCUGAGAGGCCUAUCCGUCAAGCCCGUAUCCUCUGGCUCUUCUAUUAGUUCCAGAUUGGCCGCCAGAGAGGGAAGGAAGGGGGGCGAGCCCAGAACAUCCCGAUUACGCCGGCUCAAGAAGUCCUGAGGGGCGCAGCGGCAUAGAACGAGAGAGGAUAUCUGACGCCACCACGAUGGAUGUUACAGUACACACUUCUACCGUAAUGCUGUCUGUCAGCGGCGGUUGCACAAGAGUUCACCACACACAGUCUUUACAGUAUUUCCCUUUUGCCUUCAAAGUAAAAAAACUCAAUAGCUUAUAUUAGAUUACCAGGAACCUCUCAAAUAUUUGGCUUCAUUAGUAACAGCUUAAAAGCGACUCAUGCAAACAAUAACUUUGCUUUUGGUUACGCGUUGUAGUUUGCGUUUUCUGCGUAAGAUUUGUAUUUCAGACUAACGGGAGCCUCCGAGCACACUGUGGCUUCAAGCCCAAAUCUCUGGCUCCAUCCGUCUGAAAUCUCCACUCUUCCAGCUUCAGCUGAGCACAUGAUUGAUUUCGCUGUGUUUUCACAUACACCACGCUCCUUAAGCGAUCAGGGGUUUUCACCGUUGGAGCCGACUGCCGUCUCCCUGCGGUUAUUAUUUGUAAAUGUGUUAUUGCUUUUCAUAACAGCUAAAAGUCUGCUGUGGGAUGACUGACAACGUUAUGGAACGCUGUAGUGCAGCUCGUGGCCGAAAUUUGGCUAAUCGGGGGUGCAGUCGACAUUGAUGUAGUGCGUGAUGGCAGGAUAAAUAUAUGUAUGGACAUAAAUUCGAGUCGCAUUCUCAUGCUUACAAAUCACUUGAUGUUUAUGCCUUUAGUAUAAUAGAUUUGUGUCAUACAAAUUGUAUCAGAAUAUACAAACAUUGUGCUGUUAUAAUGCCAUAACAUUACAGUCAAAAUGCUUCUGGUUUAGAGUUAGAACACAUUUUAAAGUCAUUUUACUGUAUAUUUUGAUUUCUGUGAUGCUAUUCGAAUCAUUAAAUUCUUAAUCAA
Molecule: messenger RNA, 2154 nt
Organism: Rhinichthys klamathensis goyatoka
Lineage: Eukaryota; Metazoa; Chordata; Actinopteri; Cypriniformes; Leuciscidae
Gene: slx4ip
Product: SLX4 interacting protein
Exons: 8
Coding region: 235-1266 (343 amino acids)
Source: RefSeq, a predicted model, not a curated record